This is a messenger RNA of Oryzias latipes (Japanese medaka), 1097 nucleotides long. Lineage: Eukaryota; Metazoa; Chordata; Actinopteri; Beloniformes; Adrianichthyidae. The record is from RefSeq and is a predicted model, not a curated record.
UCAGUUUACAAGUCAGUCUGUUACACACUUCACAAGUUCUUAGACUUUACAUCUUUAUAAUGGAAGCCAUUUAUGAAAAUUUUGAACCUGAAGAUCCUGUCUGCAAAUUUUCUCUAUCAAAUCCACCAGCUUCCAUCAAGUCCACCAGGAGAUUCUAUCUCGGUGUUAUUACUUUCAUGGUGAUGCUGAGUGUUCUUCUUCUGGCUGGAGUCAUCAUUCUCGGCCUUCUCUAUGGUGACACAGUAAGACAUUUGUCAGAAAUCUCUGACAACAAAGACAAUCUGACUGAGCAUCUGAAUGCUGUUAUUGAGAGGAUGAAUUCCAGCCUCAUUGAAACAACCAAGAAGCUGAUGGACUAUGGUGAGUCAGUAAGACAUUUGUCAGAAAUCUCUGACAAAAAAGACAAUCUGACUGAACAUCUGAAUGCUGUUAUUGAGAGGAUGAAUUCCAGCCUCAUUGAAACAACCAAGAAGCUGAUGGACUUUAGACAGAGGAAAACAAGAUGUCCCAAGAAAUGGAUCGGAUUUGGUUCCUCUUGUUACUUCUUAUCUGAAGAGUCUAAGACCUGGGAUGAAGCAAGAGAGUUCUGCAGAGCCAGAGGAGCUGAUCUGGUGGUGAUAAACACUGAAGAGGAAAAUGAAUUUAUUUCUGCAUUGAAAAAGCAACAAGUUUGGAUUGGACUGACUGACAGAGACUUGGAGGGGACCUGGAAAUCGGUUGAUGGAAGUUCUCUAAAUCUGACGUUCUGGGGAUCUGGUCAGCCUGAUGAUUAUGAUAAAGAGGAAGACUGUGGAGAAACCAAUUUUGAAUUUCUGGGACACUGGAAUGAUGUUCCAUGUCACCUUUCAAGGCAGUUAAUCUGUGAAAAAGAAGAAAUGCUCUUUGUUUGAAAAGUUUUUUUUACAUUUAUAGUUAAGAUCUAACCAAGAUGUUUUUAACCCUUCAUAUUACAUACAGGGUACAAACUUAAACAAGAAAUGUUCUUUUAAUCAGACCAUAAAAAAAUCAGCUUCUACCUUUUCCAAGGCAAUGAAAAAACAUAAGCAGCUCAGAAAUGUGUACAUUUAACUAACCAAGAAUAAAUAAGAGCAAAUUAA